This is a messenger RNA of Closterium sp. NIES-65, 1911 nucleotides long. NCBI's taxonomy places the organism in Eukaryota, Viridiplantae, Streptophyta, Zygnematophyceae, Desmidiales, Closteriaceae. The record is from the annotation of a GenBank genome assembly.
AUGCCUCGGGACUGCCGUGACUCGACGCGGUACUGCUCCGCUCGUCUGCGCCGAUUGUUCCGGUCGCUGCGCUUCCUCCACGGCAAGGGCAAGUACCAGCGCAAGUCGCUCGAGCCCAACACUGUCACCGAUGUCAGGCAUCUGCACAUCCCGCUGUUCUCGGCGGAGCGCGCGUGGGCGUACGCGAUGGAGCUCAAGCAGGCCAUCAGCGAGGCGGGCUCCGCCGCCGCCGCGCAGGCCGCCUUCGCGCGCAAGCGCGCGCACCUUCUGCGCCGCCUGGCGCGUGCGGCCAGAUGGGCGGACGGGUUCUCGCACCUGUGCGCCGCCAGGGCCGACUCUAAAACCGCGCUGGAGGCGGAGGCAUACGCGUCCUACAUGUGGGGCACAGUGCUCAUGGAGCGUGAAACGGACUUCGACGCCGCCCUGCAGAAGUUCAGCCGCGCGCGCACGGUGUACGAGCAGCUGGGGCGGGUGGGGGACGUGGAGGAGCAGAUGGAGUGCCGGCAGCGGGCGGAGGAGAUGGAGCCCAGCAUCCGCUUCUGCCGCUACAAGAUGGGCGCCCACGCCCCCAACAGCGACUCCUCCGCUGCCGCCUCCAACCUGCUUGACCUCUCCGCUCACGAGGGUCCUGGGGCCGACCUGCUGCAGUCCAAGCUUGAGGCGGUGAUGGAAGAGGCGCGGUCACGCGAGGCAGCCAACCUGGCGGAGCUGGACUGGCUGGGGCGCAAGUACUCCGUGCUCAACGCCAAGACGCGUGUUUGCAUCCUCAAAGCACAGCAGCUGGAGGCUGAGGUGGCAUCUGCUGACGUGGCAAACGACCGUCGGCUGAACCUGUACGACAAGAUCUUUGUGGCGUACCACGAUGCUAAGCGGCUCAUCCGAGAUGACAUGGUGGCAGCCGGCGGAGCGGAGGACGUGAAGGAGCAGCUGGCGGCGCUGGAAAGGGCGGUGUCUUGCCUGGUGCUGCAGCGCACCAUUGACCGCAACCUCUUGCUCGUUGCCGGCGCCAAGGCCCGGCUUGAGAGGCAGCAGCAGCAGCAAGGGGGCGCGCAGGGGGGGCAGCAGGGGCAGGGCAAGGGGGCGGGCGGAGGAGGUGAGGGGAAGAAGGGGAAGCGGGAGAAGGGGCGGGAGGAGAAGGAGCGGGAGAAGCCUGCGAGGCCAGAAGACCUUAUACGGCUCUAUGACACCCUGCUGCAGAACGCAUCAGACCUGGGGGACCUGGCAGCAUCGGGCAGAGACGCCCGUGCGGAGGAGAAGGCACUGCAAGCACAGCUCGAGGCCAACAAAGCCUGCUACCAGGCCUGCAGGGCGUUCUACGUGGCGCUGGCGUACCAGGCAGCAGGCAAGGACGCGGAGGCCUAUGUGGUGUUUGGCAGGGCGGCAGCAGAUGCAGAGCAGGCUGCCAAGGGACUUCAGCAGCUGCAGGAGGGGUCGGGAGCACAGGGAGGGAAAGGCAAGAGCAAGGGCAAGGGCAAAGAUAAGGCAUCAGAGCACACGGCAGAGGAGAGGGAGGUGGAGGAGGUGGUGGUGCGCAGCAAGGCGCAGCGGUGUGCAAUCCAUGCGCGCGCCACUCUCGACGCCAUCAGGGCCAAGGACCCCUCCGCCCUUGAGAAGGGCGUGGCUGAGCUCUCCCUGCGCGCCAAGGACAAGCAGCAGGUAGAUGCCAAAUACAUGACUGAGAACCUGAACGAGUUCGUGAGUGCAGUCACCGUGGACUCUACUCCAGGCUCCAAGCUCGUUCCCCACAUUGCGCGAGUGCCACCACCCUUCCAAGCAGUGCCGUGCCGGCCCAUUGUUCUCGACACCGCUCUCAAUGCGAUUAAUUUCCCGGAUCUUGCGGGCCGGGCCAAGAAGGAAGGCAAGAAGGCAGGCGGUCUCUUUAGCUCUUUCUGGGGUGGUAGCCGAUCAUAA